Orcinus orca (killer whale) is the source of this 5686-nucleotide messenger RNA. It is a transcript of the gene NLRP3, whose product is annotated as NLR family pyrin domain containing 3. Gene Ontology annotation, cellular component: NLRP3 inflammasome complex; cytoplasm. Gene Ontology annotation, biological process: negative regulation of acute inflammatory response; inflammatory response; negative regulation of non-canonical NF-kappaB signal transduction. The record is from RefSeq and is a predicted model, not a curated record. Bases 1990 to 5103 code for a protein of 1037 amino acids. Gene Ontology annotation, molecular function: DNA-binding transcription factor binding; sequence-specific DNA binding. Lineage: Eukaryota; Metazoa; Chordata; Mammalia; Artiodactyla; Delphinidae. The transcript has 9 exons.
AGCGGGAUGGCUGAAAUGGUCUUGGGAAGAAUGGGGAGAUUGUGUCAAGGGCCAGAACCUGACUAGAGAUUUCUUUUGCCAGCCUUCAGGUCUGUCCUUCAACAAUGCUUCUGGAAUGUUCUUUUAUGUUUAUCAGUAUUUGGGUGCUAUGUGUGCGAGUGCGAGUGUGUGUGGGGGGACGGGGGGUGAGGACAGGAGCAGAAACCACUGCUUACACCCAUGACUCCAGCAGAUUUGCCAAGCAUUCCCCCAGGGAGAGGAUAGAUGGGAUGCAUAAAAGCAAAUGAGUAUUUUAGAAACCAAGGGACAGAGAAGGUAAAGGUCAGGGUGGGGUGCACUAGGGUUAGGGACAGGGGAGCACAGAGGAAAGGCAGAGUCCUGAUGUGGAUGGAAAGAUCAAUGGAAUGGGACCUGGGAGGGUCUGCAGAGCUGGUGGAUCUGUCUGGAGUGCCCCCUCCCCUCCUGCCACCUGCCAGAUGCAUAGGGAAUGGAUUUGGCGUGGGGUGCACGAGGCCAGGAGUGGAGCGGCAAGAAUGAAGAUAGAAGGAGAGAUGAACAUGUCUGAGAUGUCUUGAACAUUAAACUGUGUUCUUUAUAAAUUCCAUUUUGGAGAGUUCCAAAGCUUCGCAGGGCCCCUCCCUUCCUUUAACAUCAUUUAUGUCUUUGGGCUAAUGUUGUGCUUUUCCAAAUUCAGUAAUAUGAAGGGAUCAAUUCCAAACAAAGCCAAUGUGUUCAUCCAUCUAAAAUCUAGGAGAUGUGUAUGAUCAAAAGAUAGAGCAGCUUAUUUCUAGUCUUUGUGGAACUCAAACUCUAGUUCGGAAACUGAGUUGUUGAACACUAUAAUGAAAGACUCUGUGUGAUAAAACCUGGGAAAAUGUCUUUGCCUUUUAACCAUUUAUUUUUAUCAUCUUCGAUCACUUUUCCUCCUAUCUGACUGAGAUACCUACUUAAGUGGUGGAAGAAACGGUCUCACACUUUUUAAGCUGAGAAAAAUGCAACGUUAGGGGCAUGACUCAGAAAUCAAUGACCCUGGUCCAAAUCCUGGCUUUGUCCCUCCUGGCUGUGAAACCCUGGGCAGGUCACUUAGCCUAAGACUCAGUCUCUACUUCCACCCCAUGGGACUAGGAAUAUAACCUUUGGGCUUUGUCCAUCAGUGCAGCCCCUAGCCCAUGAGAAGCUCUCAAUAAAUGUGAGUUCUAAUAAUUAUUAUAAUUGUGAUUUUUGCAAAGAGACAUUAAAGAAAUAUAUGUGUUUAUUAUUCUCCCUUAUCACCCCAAGUUCCAUCUCAUUUCAGUUUUUAUCAAUCAGUGGACUGCUAAAAGGGCUAUUGCAGACCAUCUUCUCCUCUACAUGCUUUUAUGUCCUCUCUCCUUUUCUCUCUCUAGACAUAUGCUCCCUGUUAUCGCCAUAGUUACUCACUCCUGGCAUCCUUCUUCUUUUGUCCCUUACUCAUCUUUCCUUGGUUCAAAACAGAAACAAGAAACCAGUCUUUCAGUUGGAAGGAAUGUAAAAAACAUAUUUUCCACUCUGUCAUUUUAUAGAAGAGGAAACUGAAGUUGAAGAAUAGUGAAGAAUUUGUCCAAGGUCACACAUAGCCAGUGAUCAGUGGGACCAAAGUUCUCUUGGUGAUACAUCAAGGUGGCAUCAGGAAGUGGUUUAAGAUACACAUUGCAAUGUUAAUGUGACUGUGUUUGUGGGUUUAAUUGUUUCUCUCCACAGGGGCACCUUUUUUUCCAUGGCUCAGGACACACUCCUGGGUCAAGUCAAUAGGAAAACUCUCUGGUAAGUAUUUGACUCACUUUUCAAAACUAAAGAUGGCAACUUGUUAGAGUCUGGUGAUUUUUUUUUUUCCUUUCAAUCUUCUGGGUUUUUGAUAGUUUAGUUCUCUCUGAGGGUAGACUUCUUAAAAGACUUCUAAUCCAUAUGCUGUUUUCACCACCCGAUUUCCCAGUGUGGACCUAUGCCCAAGGACUCUGACCAGGGCUGCAGAUGAGCAUGGCAAGCGUCCGCUGCAAGCUGGCUCGUUACCUGGAGGAUCUGGAAGACGUAGACUUUAAGAAAUUCAAGAUGCACUUAGAAGACUAUCCUAGUCAGAAGGGCUGCACGUCGCUUCCUCGGGGUCAGACAGAGAAAGCAGAUCACGUGGAUAUAGCCACUCUGAUGAUUGAUUUCAAUGGAGAGGAGAAAGCAUGGGCCAUGGCCAAGUGGAUUUUUGCUGCAAUCAACAGGAGAGACCUUUACGAGAAAGCUAAGAGGGAUGAGCCAGAAUGGGACAAUGCAAAUGUUUCUGUGAUAAGCCAGGAGGAAAGCCUUGAAGAGGAGUGGAUGGGUUUACUGGGGUACCUUUCCAGAAUCUCUAUUUGUAAAAAAAAGAAAGAUUACUGUAAGAAGUACAGAAAAUAUGUGAGAAGCAGAUUCCAGUGUAUCAAAGACAGGAAUGCCCGUCUGGGUGAGAGCGUGAACCUCAACAAACGCUUCACCAGGCUACGUCUCAUCAAGGAGCACCGGAGCCAGCAGGAGAGAGAACAUGAGCUCCUGGCCAUUGGUAGGACCUCAGCCAAGAUGCAGGAUGGCCCCGUGAGUUCCGUGAACUUGGAAUUGCUUUUUGAUCCUGAGGACCAACACUCUGAGCCUGUGCACACGGUGGUAUUCCAGGGAGCAGCGGGCAUUGGGAAAACAAUACUGGCCAGGAAGAUCAUGUUGGACUGGGCGUCAGAGGAACUUUACCAGGACAAAUUUGACUAUUUGUUUUACAUUCACUGUCGGGAGGUGAGCCUUGGGAUGCAGAGGAGCCUGGGGGACCUGAUCGCCAGCUGCUGCCCUGGCCCAAACCCACCCAUAGGCAAGAUUGUGAGCAAACCUUCCAGGAUCCUCUUCCUUAUGGAUGGUUUUGAUGAGCUUCAAGGUGCCUUUGAUGAGCGCACAGAAGCACUCUGCACGAACUGGCAGAAGGUAGAGCGGGGAGACAUUCUCCUGAGCAGUCUCAUCAGAAAAAGACUGCUUCCCGAGGCCUCUCUGCUCAUCACCACAAGACCUGUGGCCCUGGAGAAACUUCAGCACUUGCUGGGCCGGGCUCGUCAUGUGGAGAUCCUGGGUUUCUCAGAGGUCAAAAAGAAGGAAUAUUUCUUUAAGUAUUUCUCAGAUGAGCAGCAAGCCAGGGAAGCCUUCAGGCUGAUUCAGGAGAAUGAGAUCCUCUUCACCAUGUGCUUUAUUCCCCUGGUCUGCUGGAUCGUGUGCACGGGGCUGAAACAGCAGAUGGACAGUGGCAAGAGUCUUGCUCGGACAUCCAAGACCACCACUGCAGUGUAUAUCUUCUUCCUCUCCAGUUUGUUGCAGUCCCAAGGAGGGAGCCAGGAGCACCACAACUCUGCCACUCUCUGGGGUCUCUGUUCAUUGGCUGCAGAUGGAAUCUGGAACCAGAAAAUCCUGUUUGAGGAGUGUGAUCUCAGGAAUCAUGGCCUGCAGAAGGCAGAUGUGUCUGCUUUCUUGAGGAUGAACCUAUUCCAAAAGGAAGUGGACUGUGAGAAAUUCUACAGCUUCAUCCACAUGACCUUCCAGGAGUUCUUUGCUGCCAUGUACUAUCUGCUGGAAGAGGAGAAUCAGGGGGAGAUGAGGAACAUGCAGCAGAGUAGUUUGAAGCUUCCCAACCGAGAUGUGACGGUCCUUCUCGAAAACUACGGCAAGUUUGAAAAAGGGUAUCUGAUUUUUGUUGUCCGUUUUCUCUUUGGCCUUAUAAACCAGGAGAGAACCUCCUACUUGGAGAAAAAACUGAGUUGCAAGAUCUCUCAGAAAAUCAGGCUGGAGUUGCUAAAAUGGAUUGAAGCAAAAGCCAAGGCCAAGAUGCUACAGAUUGAGCCCAGCCAGCUGGAAUUGUUCUACUGUUUGUAUGAGAUGCAGGAGGAGGACUUUGUGCAAAGGGCCAUGGGCUAUUUCCCCAAAAUUGAGAUCAAGCUCUCCACGAGAAUGGACCAUGUGGUUUCUUCUUUUUGUAUUGAGAACUGUCACCACAUGGAAUCACUUUCCCUGAGAUUGCUCCAUAACUCAUCCAAGGAGGAGGAAGAGGAAGAGGAGGAGGAGAAAGAGGAGGAAGUUCAACACUCUGAUGUGAACGAUUGUGUCCUCUCUGAUCCUCAUGUUGCAUAUUCUCAGCGAUUGGUGAACUAUCUCACUUCCAGCAUUUGCAGGGGCAUCUUCUCAGUCCUGAGCGAUAACUGGAACCUCACUGAAUUGAACCUCAGUGGCAAUACUCUGGGGGACCCAGGGAUGAAGGUACUAUGUGAAACACUCCAGCAACCUGGAUGUAACAUUCGCAGAUUGUGGUUGGGGCAGUGUUGCCUUUCCCAUCAGUGCUGCUUCAACAUCUCCUCGGUCUUGAGCAACAAUCAGAAGCUGGUGGAACUGGAUCUGAGCCACAAUGCCCUGGGAGACUUUGGAAUCAGACUUUUGUGUGUGGGACUGAGGCAUCUAUUUUGCAAUCUGAAGAAGCUCUGGUUGGUCAGUUGCUGUCUCACAUCGGUGUGUUGUGAUGAUCUCGCAUCUGUUCUGAGCACCAACCAUUCCCUGACCAGACUCUACUUGGGAGAAAAUGCUCUGGGAGACUCAGGAGUUGGAAUUUUAUGUGAAAAAGCAAAGAAUCCACAAUGUAACCUGCAGAAACUGGGGUUGGUGAAUUCUGGCAUUACAUCAGGUGGUUGUGUAGCUCUGUGCUCGGUGCUCAGCACAAACAAGAAUCUCACACACCUUUACCUACGGGGCAAUGCUCUUGGAGACGUGGGGGUCAAGCUACUCUGUAAGGGACUCUUACAUGCCCACUGCAAGCUUCAGGUGUUGGAAUUAGACAACUGCAGCCUCACGUCACACUGCUGCUGGGGUCUUUCCACACUUCUGACUUCUAACCAGAGCCUGCGAAAGUUGAGCCUAGGUAACAAUGACCUGGGUGAUCUGGGGGUCAUGCUACUCUGUGAAGUGCUGAAACAGCAGGGCUGCCUCCUGAAAUGCCUGAAGUUGUGUGGAAUGUAUUUCAAUUAUGAUACAAAACGUGCGUUAGAAACACUUCAAGAAGAAAAGCCUGAGUUGACCAUUGUCUUUGAGCCUGCUCGGUAGUGGUGGAAGCAGGGCUGCCAGACGCCAAGGUUCUUUGCCUCCCCUGCCAUCUAGGUGUGGAUAAGUGGUAGUGAAUACUCCUCCAGCAGGGUUAAGACCACCACACUGUGAUUCUUCUGGUCCAGUGAGGAAGAGUGGAAGCUUGCUGAUGGUGCCUUUGCCUAGAGGAUGUGAGCAUCUCCUUUACCUCUGGGUUGAAGACACCAGGGCACUAAAGUCAUCAAACAACACAGGUCUCACCAUACUGCCUCAGUCAGAGGAUGUGUUCCUCUUGGUGACCUCAUGUAACUAACUCAUUCAAUAAAGCACUUUUUCUUUCUUUUCCUCUUUUUGCUCUAGCUCUCCUUUCCCUCAUAUCUUGGCCCCCCCCCCCCUUUUUGGUUACUUUUGACUGUAUCAUUCCUCCUGCCAUCUUUCUCUUAACUGACCGGAACAGAAUGAGUUAACUGUAUAUUAUGUUGCAAUUUUGUGGCGGCAACUUAUUUAUUUUUAAUCUUUGAACAGUUAUAUUUUCUAAUAAAAUAAUUCAUUUUAUUGUAUUGUAGCUGGUUGAAAAUUUGGAAAAUAGAAAAACUUUAUUGUA